Molecule: messenger RNA, 1227 nt
Organism: Penicillium psychrosexuale
Lineage: Eukaryota; Fungi; Ascomycota; Eurotiomycetes; Eurotiales; Aspergillaceae
Product: agmatine deiminase family protein
Exons: 1
Coding region: 1-1227 (408 amino acids)
Biological process (GO): putrescine biosynthetic process
Molecular function (GO): agmatine deiminase activity; protein-arginine deiminase activity
Source: RefSeq, a predicted model, not a curated record
AUGCCGCCCACCAACAAAACCUGGCACAUCCAGCACCGCGCCCUCUCACUCCAAGCAGACAGAACAAAGCAAUACAUCUGCCCAUCAGAAACAAGCACCCACCUAGCAACCCUCCUAAGCUUCCCCUCCGAAUGCUCGACCCUCCCGGAGCUGUACGCCAAAACAAGCAACGAGAUAAUCUCCCUCGCGACAACAAUCGCAGCCUUCGAACCCGUGCGCCUCUACGCCCGAUCCGAAGACAUCCCUCAAGCCCAAGCCCUCCUCGACAAACAACCCCAGCACCGGUCCAACAUAACCCUCAUCGCAGCGCCAACAAACCACUGCUGGAUCCGCGACACAGGCCCCGUCUACGUCCACAGCGCCGACCCAGCAGACAAAACCCGCUACGCCAUCGACUUCCACUUCUGCGAAUGGGGCCACAAAACCACAGAAUACAUCUACGGCGCCAGCGCCUCGCCCGCAGCAGCAGAGGCCCUGGAAACAUCCCCGCAAUAUGCCGAGUGGCCGGUCAUGGACGCGCAAGCCAUGAGCGAGAACACGGCGUUCGCGGGCGUCGUGCUGGAUCUCGAGAAUGCGGGUGCGGACACGGUGGCGGAUGUCGUUGUGCGGGUGGAGACGGAUAUCCGGCUCGAGGGCGGGGGUAUUGAAGUCGACGGCGAGGGGACGUUUAUGGCGACUGAAAGUAGUAUUAUUGGGGAUGCGCGCAAUCCCGGACUCGGGAAGGCGGAGAUCGAGGCGGAGCUUGGUCGGUUGUUGGGUGUUAGUACGUUCGUUUGGUUUCCCGGGAGGGUGGGGCUUGAUGUUACGGAUUUGCAUGUUGAUGCUGAGGCGAGGUUUGUGAGGCCUGGGGUUGUGGUUGUUUGUCGUCCGCAUGAGAAGGCGGAGAAGGUGCGUUGGGAGGUCUAUUCGGAGAUUCGGGCGGUCUUGGAGAGAUCUACUGAUGCGCGUGGUCGGCGCUUUGAGGUUCAUGAUGUUGUUGAGCCGGAUCCGAGCUUCGUUAAGGGAGGUUUUGCUGGGGAGGAGGAGGCGUCGGCGGCGUCGUAUGUGAACUUUUACUUUGUUAACGGUGGGCUGGUUAUCCCGGCGUUUGGGGAUCCUGAGGCUGAUGAGAAGGCCUUUGAGUUGCUGAAGAGUCUGGUUCCUGGGAGGGAGGUUCGUCAGGUUGAGGUCAAUGCCUUGCCUAGGACUGGAGGUGUGCUGCAUUGUGUUACACAGCAGGUGGUGUGA